CACCUUCAACACUUCCACUGGAACGCCAACAAACCAAUACCAAAAGCUGUCAUCUCGAAGCUCGAAAUGUGCUGGCCUCACGUGAAGCUUCAUGUGAAUAAUACACGCCGUGACAAAGCCGACGAUCAGGAAAUGAACAUGGAUAUGCGUCUUCUGUUAUCCCCGCUAAUUUACUCGCUGACAUACGAGGUCUUCUACAUGUAUAUGGGAAGCGGUAACGUCGCACACUCAGAGCUACCCAAGCUCAAAGAAGUCCUUUUGAAGAGCCAAAGACUCCGGAUCCUCAAACUGGGCUUCCACCUUGGUGUACCAACGUACCCGCCUGGGCCUGAACGAGAGCGUAAUAAGUCGACUUACAAGAUUGGCAUCACGCAAAGCCGAGAAAACAUUCAUCCCCUAAACUUGCUACUCCAGCCGGGCGACAAAUUACCCCCUCUAGAAGAGCUUCACCUACCGAUGCAGUACAACUGGAGCCGCGAGCACUGCCAAAUCUUCCGAAGUAGUACGGAUUGGACCCAGAUUCGCCGACUAGAUAUCGGUUUUGGCUGUCCGCAAAUCUUUUUCGAAGAGUUCCAAGGCCAGACACCCGGCCUGAAGUCCUUCCACACGAGCUUCCGACAGGGUCCAAAGAGAUGGGAAGGUGCCCCGCCCACUUGUGGCGAUAAUCCGGGAUGCGUCGUUAGUUUCUUCGACGCUAUCGAUGCCUUGGAGGAGCUACAUAUCAGCAAUCAUGACAACGACGCAGGUAUCCUCUUUGACGCAAUCUUGAAACACAGCCAAAGUCUCCGCAAGCUCCAGUUCUUCACUUCACUGGAUCAGGAAUACCGCCGCAAACAACCUGUAGUAUGGGGAGCUGAAAAGCUAGAGCAGCUUCGUGAGCAAGCUCCCAACUUGCAAGAUUUGGGCAUCGAUAUCGGCCUCGUCGGCGAAGACCAUACCUGGCCCACUGACACCACCGCCGUCCUCACCCGCUUCAGCCACCUCCACACCCUCCGUCUCGCCCUCCACAUCCCGAUCGCCGCCAACGAGUUCUCAGUCAAAUACGAGUACGACCCGUUUGAAGGCGAUGUCAGCCCACCUGCCUUACGUAUCGGGCUUGC
Mytilinidion resinicola is the source of this 1100-nucleotide messenger RNA. RefSeq lists its product as uncharacterized. NCBI's taxonomy places the organism in Eukaryota, Fungi, Ascomycota, Dothideomycetes, Mytilinidiales, Mytilinidiaceae. The annotation marks the transcript as partial. The record is from RefSeq and is a predicted model, not a curated record. The transcript is spliced from 2 exons.